AUGUUUGCUACUCACAGAAGCAGUUUGACUGACAUGCGUGUUGGGCACGUCGGCCGUCGCCUCAGCCUACAACUGAGUAUUCCUUCCGAACAGAUCCCAAAGAAUGGACCACCGGGUAACAGCGUGCGAAGGAGCAGCAGCAUAAGCAGUGGCAAGUUGCUGUCCCUGUCCUUCAGUGAAAGCAUGCAGAGUGACAUCAACCGUUACCUGUCUGACCAGGGCCUGUACCCUUUGCGGCAGGGUGGGGAGGAACUGGGCGAGAUUAAGAGCCUGCGUGAGGUGCGGGCAGCUGCCCAGCUCAAAAAUCUGGAGGAUUUCUUGAGGACCAAUGGAGUGUCUCUACAGGAGUCUAUCUCAUUCCAGACUGGAAUGAGGUACAGGAACCUUGGGAAAUCUGGGUUACGGGUGUCUUGUCUAGGGCUGGGCACCUGGGUGACCUUUGGUGGUCAAAUCACAGAUGAGAUAGCUGAGCAGCUGAUGACGCUCGCCUAUGAGAAUGGCAUCAAUCUGUUUGACACAGCCGAGGUGUACGCGGCAGGGAAGGCUGAAAUGGUUCUCGGCAGUAUCAUCAAGAAGAAAGGAUGGAGACGUUCCAGUUUGGUCAUCACCACCAAGAUAUACUGGGGUGGAAAAGCAGAAACAGAGAGGGGCUUGUCACGGAAACACAUAAUAGAAGGUUUAAGGGCAUCACUGGAGAGACUGCAGCUAGAGUAUGUGGAUGUAGUGUUUGCUAACAGACCCGACCCCAACACGCCAAUGGAAGGAGAUCCAUUUAACGCUUCAAAAUCAAGAAUAUUCAUCAUCGAAGAGAUAGUGCGAGCGAUGACCCAUGUGAUUAACCAGGGAAUGGCCAUGUAUUGGGGCACCUCCCGUUGGAGCUCUAUGGAGAUUAUGGAGGCGUACUCAGUGGCGCGGCAAUUUAACUUGAUCCAACCCAUAUGUGAGCAAGCUGAAUAUCACAUGUUCCAGAGAGAGAAGGUUGAAGUACAGUUGCCCGAGCUCUUCCAUAAAAUAGGUGUGGGUGCCAUGACAUGGUCUCCUCUGGCCUGUGGUAUCAUCUCAGGGAAGUAUGACAGCGGUGUGCCUCCUUACUCCCGUGCCUCGCUAAAGGGCUACCAGUGGUUGAAGGACAAGAUCCUGAGUGAGGAAGGCCGCCGCCAGCAGGCAAAGCUGAAAGAGUUGCAGGCUAUUGCGGAGCGGCUUUGCUGCACGCUGCCCCAGCUGGCCAUCGCGUGGUGUCUGAAGAAUGAGGGAGUGAGUUGUGUUCUGCUGGGGGCCUCCAGCACUGAUCAACUGAUGGAGAACAUAGGAGCCAUUCAAGUUCUUCCAAAAUUAUCAUCAUCAAUUAUAUACGAAGUGGACAGUAUCCUAGGUAACAAGCCCUACAGUAAAAAAGACUACAGGUCCUAAAAGAAAGUCAGAGACACUGUAUCUACCUGCUUCUUUCUCUGAGCUUUGACUGAAUAAAACAUUGCCACCUGGGACCAGCACUGUCACGGCUCCCGCUGGAAGCUUCAACUAGCACACUACAUGGAGCUUGCUGAUAAUAGCCUGAGAAGAGUAGCUGAACCGCGCAGGCAGAAGGGAAGCAUGCUCACGAUCAAAUCAGCAAUGCCGGCGCAAUAAGCACAAUGCUGAUCCAACCUAUAACAAACCACUGAAAUCAAACGCGCUGGCUCGCUUCCCCCUCCCCUUCAUAUAGUACACAUUAAACAAAAGAGGUGCAGUGUUUUAGGGUUCCAGAGUUUGUACUUAAAUGCAUGAGAUCCAUUUGUCAAUGCAUAAGGUUUUUUCCCCCUAUACUUGAAGGCAUUUUAUGUUAAUAAUCUUUGUCAUAGAUGCUAGUUUUACAUACAUGUGGAAUA
Xyrauchen texanus (razorback sucker) is the source of this 1865-nucleotide messenger RNA. Its product is annotated as voltage-gated potassium channel subunit beta-2-like. Gene Ontology annotation, biological process: regulation of potassium ion transmembrane transport; regulation of action potential; transmembrane transport. The transcript is spliced from 15 exons. Gene Ontology annotation, molecular function: voltage-gated potassium channel activity; transmembrane transporter binding; potassium channel regulator activity. Gene Ontology annotation, cellular component: voltage-gated potassium channel complex; extrinsic component of cytoplasmic side of plasma membrane; membrane. Bases 1 to 1410 code for a protein of 469 amino acids. The record is from RefSeq and is a predicted model, not a curated record. NCBI's taxonomy places the organism in Eukaryota, Metazoa, Chordata, Actinopteri, Cypriniformes, Catostomidae.